CCUCCCCGCCUCUUUGUUGCAUGUGCAAAAGCAAACGCUCCUUACCGUGAGUAGGAUCACGAAGCACCACAGGAGUACAGCCGUACAUGUUGUAGUCUUGUGCUGCUGUAGUACCAUCCAUGGACACUGCAAGUGCGCUGCGGUUGAAAGGGAACGACAACGAUGGUGAAAAGGGAACUUGCUUGCGGCCAACCCUGCCCGGAAUGCGGAGGAGCUGCACGGAAUGCGGACGGAAGAAGAAGCGGUGUGAUGGCCAACAACCUUGUAGGCGCUGUGUGGGAUCAGGCGGCCAGUGCGCUUACAUCAUGCGGCGGUGGCAUCUCCCCAAACCACACCAGCAGCAGCACCAGUCUCAGCGACCUGAUCGUGAUGGGGCGCACGGUCGAGAGGUCCUCCUGCAAUCAGCACAACCCGGAGCACUCGUGACAUGUGGCAUGUUGCCGUUGAAGAGGUUCAGGUUGACUGCGUCUCCGGCGACUGGCCUGGUGGGAAUGCAGGAGAACGCUUUCCUCAGCGACUUCUUUGGCUGCGUUGGUUUCGUGCCGCUCACCUCCCACAGUCAUAUUCGCGAGACGAUGGUGAAGAUCAUGGCAUCUCCUGCCCCUUUGCAGCAGUCAGCCAUUGGGGGCGCCUUUGGCGGGGUCGGUUCUAUGGUUCGGGCGCGAUGUUGGAACAAGGCCUCGGAAAAACCUCAACUUCCUAUGGACCCGUCAACUUGCACUUUCUGGUGUGCUAUUGCUCUGGGCGCACUUGCGAAGGGCUGUCCUGUCGAGUCGGUGGCAAAGUACCGUCAUCUGGCCCACGAAGCGCUGACAAAGAGCUAUCCGAGUUCCGCAGACGCCGAGGUGGCCACGGCAUGGGCAAUGCUGGCCUACGUGUACGGGUUCAUGGGAGACUUGGCAAAGUUCCAAGAGUACCUGGCCCUUUCGGAGUCUUUUUUGAAAAGUGCUACCGCGAAACGGUGCACGGACACUCUUCCAUUGGGCUUCGCGGAGGUUGUCCUGCCUGUAAAGAUCCCCAACGCCUCCUGCGGGCAGUGGGAGACGAAGUCGCUUGACGCCGAAGAGCGCGUUCCUCCGCAGUUGGCCGACGUUGCCGCCGAGGGCGAGCUAUAUAAAUACAUCGCUCAAUCGUUUAAAGCGUUCGAGCAAGCUUUCCAACAGAAAGCUUAUAAGCAGAGCGCGAGGGAUGUCGAAACCCCAGGCGAAACCGAAGGUCAUGGCGAAUCAGACAGAAAUCGCCGGCGCCCAAGCGCUCUUCUGCCUGGCGAGAUUUCGGAAGCUAUGGGGACAGUGUUCGGAGAUCGGAAUCUUCUUGUCUUCGAGCCUCUUGAAGAAGCAGUUGAUCGUACCCUUGUCUUCGAAAAGGCAGCAAAGGGGGAUCGUCGGGCCACCCUGGAGAGAAUAGGCCGCUGCGUGGAGGUUUUUGAGCUAUAUCCUGGAAUGUGCCGCUGCACGAUAAGCCACCAUAAGGCACACAUAAUGCUGGUAUGUCUGGCAGCGAUUGGCGACUCCAGCGCUCGGGCGAUGUACGACAGGUUGCGUGGGUCCUACAACUCCUUCCGCCCUGCCGGCUCUCUGCCCGUACCCCCCUUGGAGGAGUGGCAAGGAGUGGGUGCCUUCUGCGACGAUUUCUAUUGCAGGGCGAUGGAGGGCCUCGUUGCAAGCGACCUAAUGAAGGCCUUCUCGGCGCCGUGCGUAGACGGCUUCGACGUCUGCGUUGGGGCGAAGGGCACGGGAAGUGACAAAUUGUCAACAUGCGACAAUCCUGAGGAAAACAUCGGCACAGUUCCUGUCCGGCCAUCUGAGGGCGGGGGUGGAUCGGGCUCCACUCUGGCGUCGACAAUGAUACCGGUUGCGCCUCCUGCAUCCUCACACCAUGCAUGGUGCCAUUUGAAGGCAGAAUUUCACUCGGAUCAGAUUGAAAGCAGCGUUGCCCUCAUGACCAUGGCUGACGAGUCACUUCCGAGACUACCGCAACUGAGUGAGGGCAGCGGUUUGUUGGAGGACAAUGAGGACCGCAGCAUCUUCGCCGAUGAUUGGUUGGAUGCUACCCAUGCCAUGUUGGAUACAGUUUCAACAGUGUGAUGAGACCGUUCUCAAGGAAGCCAACUUGGCUGGCAAAACUCGGGGUUGGAAAUAUGACGGAGGGGCUCGUUCCUCUCUCAAAUGUGUGGUUGAGUCUGGCUAUAGGUUGCGACACUUCCGUUUGGUCGCGGUUCAACCUUUCGAGUAGGAAGGGCUGUCACAAGGUACGAGUGUUUUAUUGGUUUGCACUUUCCUUUAUCUUGACUUAACUGUUUUUCGCAAUCAUUUUCUGUUGAGGGGUUAGAAUGUAGAGAACGUCACGCCGACAAAGUUUCGCUACAAUCG
This is a messenger RNA of Ectocarpus siliculosus, 2372 nucleotides long. The record is from the annotation of a GenBank genome assembly. Lineage: Eukaryota; Phaeophyceae; Ectocarpales; Ectocarpaceae.